AUGGGUAACUCAACAGUUGGCGAUGACAAUCCCGCGGAGAAGGAGUUUGCUGCCGCCACUUCGGAUCCCGAGGCUGGUCAGGACUCCGUCUCGGGGAAGCCGUGGAUGUACAAGCCUUGGAAGAUUGGCCCUUUAACACUGCCCUGGUUUGCACAUCCGAUGACCCAGCUCGUUCUGGUCUCCUUUGUUUGUUUCCUUUGCCCUGGCAUGUUCAAUGCUGUGAGUGGCCUUGGGGGCGGUGGUCAGGUCGAUGCAACCGAUGUUAACAAGGCCAAUACCGCGUUAUAUAGCACAUUUGCCGUGGUAGGCUUCUUCGCUGGUUCCAUUGCCAAUCGUAUUGGCCUCCGCCUGACUCUUUCUUUUGGUGGAUUUGGAUACUUCCUCUAUGUGGCAUCGCUUCUGUCAUAUAACCAUAACUCCAAUGCCGGCUUCCUGAUCUUUUCUGGCGCUCUGCUCGGUGUCUGUGCUGGGUUGUUGUGGUGUGCCCAGGGAGCCGUUAUGAUGAGCUACCCACGUGAACACGAAAAGGGCAAAUACAUCUCCAUUUUCUGGGUGAUCUUUAACCUCGGUGGCGUGAUUGGCAGUCUGGUACCUCUGGGCCAAAAUCUGCAUUCUACCGCUGGUAGUGUCAAUGAUGGUACUUACAUAGCUUUCAUGGUCCUUAUGGCAGUCGGUUUCGUUCUCGCAUGGGGCUUAUCUGAUUCGAAGUACAUUAUGCGCUCGGACCGUUCACGUGUCAUUGUCAUGAAGAAUCCCUCCUGGAAAUCUGAAUUCAAAGGUCUCCUUGACACCCUGCGCAGUGAUUAUUACAUUGUCCUUAUGUUCCCUCUGUUUUUGUCGAGCAAUUGGUUCUACGGUUACCAUUUCAAUAGCGUCAAUGGCGCCUAUUUCAAUGUCCGCACUAGGUCUCUCAACAGCUGCCUCUAUUGGCUCAUGCAAAUGGUCGGUGCCUUCGUCUUCGGCUUUACUCUGGACAUGAAGUUCUUUUCUCGGUCAAUGCGCGCAAAGAUCAACUUCGCCCUACUCUUUCUUCUCACAUUGGGUGUUUGGGGUGGCGGUUAUGCCUUCCAGAAGCAGUAUACCCGUGCCGACGCGCCGCUUGAUAAGGACUGGUCAGAUAGUGGCUAUGUUGGUCCUAUGUUCCUUUAUAUGUUCUAUGGUUUCUACGAUGCUGCCUUCCAAACCUGCGCUUAUUGGUUUAUGGGAUCGCUUACCAACAACGCCCGCAAACUGGCAAACUUUGCUGGCUUCUACAAGGGAAUUCAGUCCGCUGGCGCUGCGGGAAUGUGGGCCAUGGACCUUGAUAAGGCGCCUUUUAUGACCGAGCUUGCCUCUUGUUGGGGUCUUCUCCUCGGAAGUCUUCUGAUUGCAUCCCCCAUCAUCUUCUUCAAGAUUAAGGACCAUGUAGAUAUCGAAGAAGAUCUCAAAUUCUCCGAUGAAACAGCUCAUGACGUCAUGGGUAACAUCCCUAUGGAAGAACAGACAUCUGGAAAGAGGGAGGAGAAGCGGACGUCUGUCGCUUAA
Molecule: messenger RNA, 1524 nt
Organism: Aspergillus bombycis
Lineage: Eukaryota; Fungi; Ascomycota; Eurotiomycetes; Eurotiales; Aspergillaceae
Product: unc-93 family MFS transporter
Exons: 4
Coding region: 1-1524 (507 amino acids)
Biological process (GO): transmembrane transport
Molecular function (GO): transmembrane transporter activity
Source: RefSeq, a predicted model, not a curated record